GUGCGGCACAGUGCAGACCACGUUGCUUUCCGCUCUCGGACUGUCCCUAGACCUAAUCUGCACCCCACCACGAUAGUACUGCCCCACUCCACUGGCAGAACGACUCAAGUCCGCCAUGAUUGCCAUUCAUCGUGAGCGGCCCAGGCCGGGCGGUCCCCGUUCAAUAGACUGCCCAGCGCCGUUAGCUGUUAUUUGUGCCCCCUGGCCUGUUUUCGCCUUGUGCAAGAUUCCAUCGUCGACCGAACCGCUGCUCGCCUCGUCCACCGCACCGCACCGCACCGCAACGCAACGCACUCGACCCUCGUCCAACGUCCAACGUCUGCAAUUUGAUUUCCGUCCGUCCUGCCGACGCCGCCGCCGCCGCCGCCGCCGCCGCUUCGACGCAGAAGCCACCGAUAUCGCCCGAGCUGAAGCAUGACCGCUGUGUAGCAGCUGGAACCCCCUCCUCUCUCUCCACCAUUGUUGCGCGACCCAACAGAACGGGCCCCCUUUGGUUGUUGAGACUUGACGGUGGCUGUGACGACGACGACGACGACGACGACGACGGGGCAGCACCGCGCCGUCCGCGACAAUGAAAUCGGACGAGCCAAGGCGGCGAUUCGCCCCCGUCCCCCUUGAGACAACCUUUCAAUCCAUUAAGAGCGGCCCCCAGCACGAGCAACAACAACCACCGCAGCCGCAGCCGCAGGGUCACAUUGGGCCGAACCCAGAGCUGACGCCAGAACCCUCGCCUCGAUCGCUGUCGCCGGCAAUUCCCGACCUGCCGCUGCCGCUGCAACCACCGCAACUGCACCUGCUACAGCAUCAUGGGCUCGCACCGCUGCAGAGACGGCGCUUCAAGCCGCAGCUGAUCGAGACGUCCAGGCGCACCCACCGGGCGGGCGACCCCGGCCCCGCUACUCGGCCGACGGACAAGACUGACAUCACCCCCUACACGAACCACAUCUACGUGGCAAGGCCCAAGCCCCGGCGGAAGCGCGGGGACUCGCAGGAUGACGAGCCGGCCCGUCACAUGCCGCCGACGCGGCGCGAGACGGAAGAUGAGGGGGUCAAGGAGUACCUGCUCGAGCUGGCCGGCAAGGAGGCGGCACGGCAGAUCGAGGAAGCUGCGCUCGCUGCCUUUCCCAACAGCCGGGCCCGUGAGGGCGGCGUCGCCCAUUUCUACUUUCACGAGAGCUCCGGCAGCGAUGGCGCCUCGGACGACGCCCCCGAGGACCACGGCCAGAGGCUGCGUCGCAAGUCGUCGUCCAAUCUCGGCUUGAACUGGUGGCACAGGCACAUGCAGGAGCAUGCCGAGCAGAUUGCGGAGGACCGAGACGACUACGACUUGCCCAUGGGCGACGACGAAGAUGACGAAGAUGCCAUCAUGCUGCGAACCGAUUCCGACCUCGACCGCAUGGACCUGUCCCUGCCCCCGGACCCGUUGUGGACCACGACCAACAAGCUGGACCCGGAUGACAGGCGGGACUCUAUGGCCGAGAUGCAGUCGCUGCGCCGGGCCGUCAGCCCCAUUGCCGCCGACCCGCAGCACCACCGCCUUUUCGGAGGUGACCGGCAGGCCGACGCCUGGCCCGCCGCAGACGGCCGAGCGCCGGAGCCACGCCCCGCGCCGGGAUUCCUCGCACCCGCCGACCCCGGGGCCGGGCGCCCAUUUGCUUCAUUUGGGCUGCAGCCCGAAGAUGUCAAGCUGCACCUCAUGCGACAGGCAGCGUCACCGCCGAUGCUGGGCAAGGAUCUCACGUUCCGCAGGUGCCCGUCGCCCAAGCAAACCAAGCUGGAGACGGACCACCCCUUUGUCGAGCAUGGGGGGUCGGUGGAGAAGAAUCGGGACACGUCGGGUCAGGGCGGUCUCUGGAGGGGCUACUGCUUCCGUUCCGAGUCUAACACCGACUUCAUCGUGCCGGCGGACCUGCACCCCGCGCCCAUGAUGGUCACGCCGAUGCCGCCGGGUACACCCGGCGAGCCGCCCGCGUACGAGUCGUUGAGCGAAGAGCCCGGCUCGCUGUACGCGUCUUCGUCCAACAACAGCUCCUCGGGCAGCUCGCCGCCGCCGCCGAGCCUCUGGCGGGCCGACCACCACCAGCGCCGGGCCAGCAGAGGCGGCCAGGCGGCGGCCAACAAGGGUUUGCACAUGCUGCACGGGCUCGACGAGCGUCUGCACCGCGAAAAGACGCAGGCCGAGCGUGACGAGAAGAUCCUGCACGAGUUUGACGAUGAGUUCGUCACCCAGGUGUACAACUACCUAUCCCUCGGGUACCCGGCCAUGGCGCGGUCCUUUGACGAGGAGCUGUCCAAGAUCACGCGCGUGAGCGUGGAGGAGCUCGGCCGCGACGACGAGCGGCAGAUGGCAAAGGGCCACAUGCUCGAAAUGCGCCUCGACGACAACCCCGAGGAGGCCAGAUGUCCGCGCUGGAGGGCCCUCAAGACGUACAUUUACGAGUGGGCGCGGCAGCACCCCAACCUCGACAACCUCGAUCCGCUGGCCUGGGGCGUCAGGGAGCGGAGGGGCAGCUGGGCCAUUUGAAGCAGGUGUCUCCUGCUUCCUCGCCUCGAUGCGAGGCUUGGCCAACAACGUCUUGGCACAUACCAAACAUUUAUAUCCAUCAUAUUUUCCCUUUUCUUCUUCUUCUUCCUCAUCUUCUCGGUUGGCAUAUGGUCACCUUGGAUAGCGGGCGUUUCUUUUUCUUCUCCCAUCCUACCACCCUUUCUCACAGGUUACUCUGCCGCGGUACUUGGUAUCUAAUGGCUUUAGAAUGCACGAAAUUGAUGUUCUUCAUGCGGCGGCUGCUCACGUCUCUUGCGGCGGCGACUGGGGAGGGAGACUUGUCCAUCUGCAUCAUCCGGUUGCGGGGGCGUUGUUGCGAUUCAUAUAUUUUUACUACCUGCUUUGGCAAAAGGAACAAGAGAAAAAAACAGAAAGGCUGUUUUGCGGCUUGUUGGCCGGCGCGGCGUGUUGGAUGGAUGUUCGGUGGUGGUGGGGGAUUAUCGUCGCCUUGGGACCGUUGAAGCGUGGCAUGGGCGUGGGCGUGGGAGGCGGGGCAGGUUAUCAUCAUCCAUGGGAGAGAGGUCGCGCAGAAGGAGACGUGCGUGCGUGUGAUGAUGCGGUGGCCCUGGAGGUGUCCGAGGCACGGCAGCCCACGGCCAGGUAGACAGACAAAAGACGAUUCAAAGCGAUACAAAAGAGAGAACACAUUCAAGC
Messenger RNA from Purpureocillium takamizusanense, 3199 nucleotides. RefSeq lists its product as uncharacterized. The record is from RefSeq and is a predicted model, not a curated record. The coding region runs from base 572 to 2524 and encodes 650 amino acids. Lineage: Eukaryota; Fungi; Ascomycota; Sordariomycetes; Hypocreales; Ophiocordycipitaceae. The transcript has a single exon.